Messenger RNA from Oncorhynchus keta (chum salmon), 2410 nucleotides. Its product is annotated as gap junction alpha-9 protein-like. The record is from RefSeq and is a predicted model, not a curated record. Gene Ontology annotation, cellular component: connexin complex. Lineage: Eukaryota; Metazoa; Chordata; Actinopteri; Salmoniformes; Salmonidae. Gene Ontology annotation, biological process: cell communication. The transcript has a single exon. Bases 3 to 1565 code for a protein of 520 amino acids.
AGAUGGGAGAUUGGAACUUCCUCGGUGGGAUCUUGGAGGAAGUGCAUAUCCACUCUACCAUGGUGGGAAAGACCUGGCUGACCAUCCUCUUCAUCUUCCGGAUGCUAGCACUUGGCGUUGCUGCAGAAGGCGUGUGGAACGAUGAGCAGGCCGACUUCAUCUGCAACACAGAACAGCCAGGGUGCCGCAAUGUGUGCUACGACCGAGCCUUCCCCAUCUCUCUCAUCCGCUACUGGGUUCUCCAGGUCAUCUUCGUCUCCUCGCCCUCUCUGGUUUACAUGGGCCACGCCAUCUACCAGCUGCGAGCUCUGGAGAAGACGCGUCACACUAAGAAGGCGGCUCUGCGUCGGGAGCUGGAGGCGGUGGAAGUGGAGCUGAUUGAGGUGCGGAGACGUAUCGAGAGGGAGAUGAGACAACUGGAUCUGGGGAAGCUCAACAAGGCCCCACUGAGGGGGUCCCUGCUACAGACCUACGUGGCCCACAUCAUCACUCGGUCUGUGGUGGAGGUGGGCUUCAUGCUGUGCCAGUACCUCCUUUAUGGCCACCACCUGGACCCUCUAUUUAAGUGCAAGAGGGAGCCCUGCCCAAAUGUGGUGGACUGCUUUGUCUCCAGGCCCACGGAAAAAAACAUAUUCAUGAUGUUCAUGCAGGGCAUCGCCGCAGUGUCCCUCUUCCUCAGCCUCUUGGAGAUCAUGCACCUGAGCUACAAGAAGCUCAAGAAGGGCAUCCUGGCCUAUCAAACACAUCUCAAGGAUGACAUGGAUGACUACUAUGUUAGCAAGUCCAAAAUAAACUCUGUUGUGCAACAGGUUAACAUGGGGGCCACCUCUGUGGGCCCCAAGCCUACUAUCCACACAGCACAGAGUGGGUACACAUUCCUGCUGGAGAAGCAGGGUAAUGGACCCACAUAUCCCCUCAAUGCCUCUUCUGCCUUUGUUCCCAUUCAGGGGGACCCUGGAGUCAAGCCAGGUACUGACAGCCACAAUACAGACAGUAAGGAGGGAGUGUUGCCAAGUCCUACUGAGCACAACAGCAACUCAAACACCAGCAGUGAGAUGACUCGGUCUCCCUAUGUGGAUCAGCCAGAGGACCUUGUCAUGCACCCUCGACCCUAUCACAUGGAUCCUCUACCCUGCCACGUAGAUCCUCUCCCCCAUCUCCCCCACCAUGUGGGCUUCAAUUCACAGGGCUCCGAGUACCCCGGGGUAGAUGCCUCCUCAUGUCCGACCCUUUCGGUCAUUGUGAGGAAACCACGACGGGUCAGUGCCCCAUGGAACUGUUCCACAGUGGUGGAAGGGAAUGGCUCAAAUAGUGGGGACUCCUACCCUGGGACAAUAAGAAUGAAGCCACGCUGCAGCUUAGCUGCCAGCCGAGCCAGGGCCUUCUCUAAGCCGGACCUCAAGAGAAUGAGCAGACCUCAUAGCCCGGACUCAAUAGGAGAGCUGAGGUCUACGUCCCGGCACAGCCAUGAUGGCAACAGUCCUCCCGUCUGCUCUCCCAACCGCCAUAUGUCAUUGGCAAGUAACGCCACAAGCAGACGAGCUCCAGGCGACCUGCAGAUCUAAGAGUUAGGCUAUUAAACUCAUUUCACAAGAAGUUGUUACAGUGUUAGGCUAUGCUCACAUUCCCCCAUCACUUCCAUUGAUUGUAAAGCUUUUGAUGGCUAAAAUUAAUUGAGGUUUGUAAUGGCUGUUUAAAGAUUUACAGUUUCUCUUGACCCACUACUUUCAGGGUGAAGAACUACCUAACAUCAAGUUGUAAAAUAGUGAACUACACCUUGAAGCAGGAUAAACCUGUUUGAACGAAAAAGUAUAGCCCCGCCAGUGUCAUGUUUACAGCAUUGCUUUUUUUGUCAAAUAUACUGUACCAUAAAAAGAGGUGCAUUUUGUAGUAAUGAACAAAGAGCAUUUAGUCUGUGGUAUUGCACUUUUUUAAAUUCAGUUCAGAAUUUGACUUGACUUUCCCCAGUUGAAAUUGGUAGCUGGAGUUCACUAGCUACCAAACUAAUCAGGAUAUUUUGUCAGCGACAUUACGAUCCAUUUUAGUAUCAGUCCAAUUAAUCGUUUCUUUGCUCAUGAUGUACUGGUCAAAUGUAUUCAAUACUAUUCACUAUAAUAAAAUACAGUUAAGAGUUUAACUGUAAUUGAAAACACACUACUACAAGGACUUUGGCUAAGGAAUAAUAAACUAGUUGCAUAUUACUCAACUAGUUUUUUUCCCCCCAGGUCGGAUUACUGCAGAUGUCCUCAAAUAGCAUUGAUAUUGUGGCCCAAAGCCCACUGAUCAUUUGACAAUGUAAAUUAUACAUAUUUAUGGUGCUGUGGUAGGGGAUUAUAUUUGAAAAAUGUAUUUUUACUGAACAUUGAUUUGUUUUCACAAUUGUAUAACUUCCUCUAAAAUAAAGUACAAA